AUGGAAAACCGGGAGCCAGGACUUCCAGGACCGGAUGGACUUGAUGGAGAAGAAGGAGCACCGGGACCUCAGGGGAUG
Messenger RNA from Cercopithifilaria johnstoni, 78 nucleotides. The record is from the annotation of a GenBank genome assembly. NCBI's taxonomy places the organism in Eukaryota, Metazoa, Nematoda, Chromadorea, Rhabditida, Onchocercidae.